CGCAAUUCGAGUAUCCCAAGAUUUGUUCGCGAAGGUCAACGAGCUAAGAUCUUUGAUCGCGAUUGUCGUGGCGCUUGACGCGCGUGUAGGUAUAAAAGAGAGACGCUCGAGAAAGGGACCUUAAUCAAAGUGAGCGGUUUAUAAGAGGGCGCCCGACAAAUGUUUCACUCACAGUUCAUCGAGGAGUCCCGCGAGUAAAAGCAAACGGGAUCAAGCAAACGUCGCUUCUUCAUUAUCUUGGCAUUUACGCGGCCUACCCUUUUCUCAAAAAUAUCUCGACCUUUUUCACGAUAUUCAUCAAAGAGUGCUUCGAUAUCUUGUCGGCGGAAACGAACGAAAAGAGAAAUCGGGAGUUUGCCGAUUUUACGAGCCGACUUUCUUCGUGUCCUUCCACGCUUCUUCUUUCAUUACGUAAACGACUGUUGUCGAACUAGGAGGAGCUAACAAACACGGUACUCGCGUGAUUAAAAUCGAUUCGACCGUUCGUAGUAAAUUACAUUUAUCGUCUAUGAUACCCGCGCGAAUGAAACAACGCCGUGGUGUUCGAAAAAAUCUAACUUUGUUCUCUUAUCUAACAAAAAUUUCUUAUCUCACAAGCUCGUAUUCUCCGAAUUAAUGUGUCUCUAAAGCGGCACAUCGCGGAUAUAAGAGGAAUCGCUGACCGAUUGAGUCAUCGUCGGCAAGAAAAAAUUUUUUUUUUCAUCGUUAAUUAACUAGAGUAGAAGGAGAAAAUAAGAUAGAACGUGCCGAUUUGUCGCGAAUGGAACGACAACGGAAAGGAAUCCGAAAUGCUCGAGCGUCCACAUUGAUAUCACGAAGACCAAGGAAAAUCGAGAAGAAAGAUUGACGGCGAAGCUCGAAGAGAUCACCUACUGGUAAAAAGAUCUGAAGGAAAUUUCAAUAUCUUUGCGUUAUCGUCAUGGCGCUCGAUAAAAGCGAGGAAAACCAAUCCAUGUUACGGUACAGUUCAACCAAUUAUACAAAAGUCGUCAAAGUUAAAGACGUCUACGAAGAUAUCGAAAAUAACAACAGCUGUUCAAACUUGGACGGUUCGUACAAGGUGGAAAAUGACAUAAUUCGAUACACGUCGAAUCGGAAAGCCGUCUUUGCGCAGUGUUUGGUAGCCGGUGCAGUUUUGCUAUUGGCAGCUGGUGCCGGAAUGCCCAUCGGUUACAGCGCUGUACUUUUGCCGCAAUUGUCCGUAGAGAAUGCGACUGUGUACGUGGAUCGUGAGCUUGGAUCGUGGAUAGCAUCGGUCCACAGUUUGGCGACUCCGAUAGGAUCGUUACUCUCGGGUCCCUUUCUCGAUACGUUAGGCAGACGGGGAUGUCUGCAAUUAUCCGCUGUACCACUUUGUCUCGGCUGGAUCGUGAUGGGUUUUGCGAAAAACAUUCCCGCUUUACUCGUCGGCCGAAUCGUAUCCGGUUUCGCGGUGGGAUUUAUGGGUGUACCGAGUCAGGUACUGGUAGGAGAAACCGCCGAUCCGGAACUCCGUGGAAUUUUAGUGGCCAGUGCUUUUGCGGCUUACAGUUUCGGUAUACUUUUGAUUUAUGCUUUUGGUGCAUCCUUCGAAUGGAACGUCGUUGCUUUUUGCGGCACCGUUUUACCCAUCGUUGCGUUUAUCUCGUUCUCAUUCGUACCGGAAAGUCCCGCUUGGCUGGUCAGAGAAGGAAAGAUCGAAAAAGCGAGAAGAGCUUUAUUGUGGUUGAGAGGAGGCGACGUAGAACAGAUGAACACGGAAAUUGCUAUAUUGGAAGCCAGAGCGAAACUCGACAUCGGGCAGAAAUCAUUAGCAACGUCGUUCGGUCGACGAGUCUCCUCGACGUGGUCCACUAUCGUUAGUCCUAACGUGCUCAAACCGUUGUCCAUCAUUAAUAUCUUCAACGCUUUGCAAUUAAGCAGCGGGACGUACGUAAUAGUAUUCUACGCGGUUGAUCUCGUACGAGACGUCGGUGGCAAGAACGUGGAUAGUUAUUUAGCCGCCAUAAUAACGGCAUUGACAAGAUUCCUUUUCUGUCUGCUAGCUUGCGUCUUGCUCCUUAAGAUCGGCAGACGAAGUCUCGCUAUUUUUUCAGCGAUAGGUACGAGCCUAGCUUCGCUCGUACUCGUGGCGUACACCUUGAUAAGGAAGGAAGAAUCCGACGUGGAUGCGUACGUUCUUGGUAUAUGUUUGUUCGCUUAUGUCGGCGCCAACACCGUAGGCUUGUUUACCCUUCCCGGCUUGAUGAUCGGUGAAUUGUUACCGCAAAACGCUCGUGGUAUCGCCGGAGGUUUCAAUUUCUUUAUUUUCAACUUUUUACUAUUCCUUGCGACCAAAUCUUUCCCAACGAUAAAUAAUGCGGUAGGCAUAACCGGUGCCUUUGCUAUUUUCGGAACGUCCGCGUUAUUAGAGGCAGCUUUCGUCUACGUUGCACUACCGGAAACGAAGAAUCGCACGUUAGAAGAGAUCGAGGAUUAUUUUCAGCAAAGUAAUCUUCUUUGGAUAACCAGAUCGAGAGAGCAAAGGCAGAACGAUGGAAUUAUCCUGAGGCAUUCUUAAUAUCCGCAUCGUUUCGCGCUACCGUGUGUAAAUAAACGCGUCUUUUAAUUUAUGUCAAUUUCGAGUAG
This is a messenger RNA of Vespula vulgaris, 2607 nucleotides long. RefSeq names its product facilitated trehalose transporter Tret1-2 homolog. Gene Ontology annotation, cellular component: membrane. NCBI's taxonomy places the organism in Eukaryota, Metazoa, Arthropoda, Insecta, Hymenoptera, Vespidae. Gene Ontology annotation, molecular function: transmembrane transporter activity. Gene Ontology annotation, biological process: transmembrane transport. Bases 920 to 2539 code for a protein of 539 amino acids. The record is from RefSeq and is a predicted model, not a curated record. The transcript has 10 exons.